AUGAGGGCCGCCUUGGUGGAUCCAAAUCAGAUGGGUGGCAUGUCCGGGCAGGCCCAGGACCCCAGCCAGGCCUUUCUCUUUCUCGCCGCAGGUUACAUCCAAGCCUGCAGAGGACUGAUGAUCUCCGCCGUCUGCCUGGGCUUCUUCGGUGCCGUUUUUGGACUGGUUGGGAUGAAGUGUACAAAAAUUGGAGGCUCUGAUCAGACUAAAGCAAAAAUAGCCUGUUUAGCUGGGCUGAUUUUCAUACUCUCUGGGUUGUGCUCUAUGACUAGUUGUUCCCUGUAUGCAAACAGGAUUACGUCUGAGUUCUUUGAUCCUUCUUUUGUUGCACAAAAGUACGAAUUGGGAGCAGCUUUGUUCAUUGGAUGGGCUGGAGCUUCACUCUGCAUCAUUGGGGGCAGUAUAUUCUGCUUCUCAAUAGCCGAGAACAGUCAUUCUCCGAGGAGGGGUUACGCCUAUAACGGGGCCACAUCCGUGAUGUCUUCGCGCACAAAGGUCCACAACAGCGUCCCGGACAAAAGCCCACCGAAGCACUUUGACAAGAACGCUUACGUUUAA
Molecule: messenger RNA, 558 nt
Organism: Eurypyga helias (sunbittern)
Lineage: Eukaryota; Metazoa; Chordata; Aves; Eurypygiformes; Eurypygidae
Product: claudin-10-like
Exons: 5
Coding region: 1-558 (185 amino acids)
Biological process (GO): cell adhesion; bicellular tight junction assembly
Cellular component (GO): plasma membrane; bicellular tight junction
Molecular function (GO): structural molecule activity
Source: RefSeq, a predicted model, not a curated record